AGUGGGCUUGCCUCUCUGCCACCCUAUAUUUGGCCUGGUCUGUCUCAGUUUGGACUGAUUUUUCUUACAGGUUACAUAAGGACAGGCUCAAUCUUUCUGGCCCAAACUCAGGACCGGCUGAUCUCUCUGAAGCGCAUCAACUCAAGGCUGAAUGUUAUAGGCAUCCCUUCUGAGAUCAUCUCCCCCAAGAAAGUGGCUGAACUUCAUCCUCUCCUCAAUGUGCACGACCUGGUGGGGGCCAUGCAUGUUCCUGAGGAUGCAUUGGUGUCCUCCGCUGAUGUGGCUCUUGCCCUGGCAAGCGCUGCCUCCCAAAAUGGUGUUCAGAUCUAUGACCGGACCAGUGUUCUUCAUGUAAUAGUCAAAAAAGGUCAAGUUACUGGCGUGGAGACAGAUAAAGGACAAAUUGAAUGUCAGUAUUUUGUCAACUGUGCUGGUCAGUGGGCAUAUGAGCUGGGCCUGUCCAACGAGGAGCCGGUUAGUAUCCCGUUACAUGCCUGCGAACACUUCUACCUUCUGACUCGCCCCUUGGAGACCCCUCUGCAGAGCAACACACCAACUAUUGUGGAUACUGACGGAAGAAUUUAUAUUCGGAACUGGCAGGGUGGCAUCUUGUCUGGGGGCUUUGAGAAGAACCCGAAACCAAUUUUCACUGAGGGCAAGAACCAGCUGGAGAUUCAGAAUCUACAGGAAGACUGGGAUCAUUUUGAGCCCCUGUUGAGUUCCCUCCUGCGUAGGAUGCCAGAAUUGGAGACUCUGGAGAUCAUGAAGUUGGUGAAUUGCCCCGAGACCUUCACACCAGACAUGAGGUGCAUCAUGGGCGAGUCUCCUUCAGUACAUGGCUACUUUGUCCUGGCAGGAAUGAACUCUGCUGGCCUUUCCUUUGGCGGAGGAGCUGGAAAGUACCUCGCGGAAUGGAUGAUGCAUGGUUAUCCCUCAGAAAAUGUCUGGGAAUUGGACUUGAAACGUUUUGGAGCCCUCCAGAGUAGCCGUACCUUUCUGCGCCACCGGGUCAUGGAAGUCAUGCCUCUGCUGUACGAUCUGAAGGUUCCCCGUUGGGACUUCCAGACCGGGAGGCAGUUACGCACAUCUCCCCUCUAUGACCGGCUAGAUGCACAAGGAGCCAGGUGGAUGGAGAAACAUGGAUUCGAGAGGCCAAAGUACUUCGUGCCACCGGACAAGGACCUCCUGGCAUUGGAGCAGAGCAAGACCUUCUAUAAGCCAGAUUGGUUUGACAUUGUGGAGUCCGAAGUCAAGUGCUGUAAGGAAGCUGUGUGUGUCAUUGACAUGUCUUCUUUCACAAAGUUUGAAAUAACAUCUACUGGGGAUCAGGCAUUAGACAUUCUACAGUACCUCUUCUCCAAUGACCUUGAUGUGCCCGUGGGCCACAUUGUGCAUACUGGCAUGCUCAACGAGGGUGGAGGGUACGAAAAUGACUGCAGCAUAGCGCGGCUGAGCAAGCGCAGUUUCUUCAUGAUUUCUCCAACUGACCAGCAGGUCCACUGUUGGGCCUGGCUUAAGAAAUACAUGCCGAAAGACAGCAACCUGCUUUUGGAGGAUGUCACCUGGAAAUACACUGCCCUCAAUCUGAUUGGUCCUCGAGCUGUGGAUGUGCUGUCUGAGUUGUCCUAUGCCCCUAUGACUCCAGACCACUUCCCAAGUCUGUUUUGCAAGGAAAUGAGUGUGGGCUAUGCAAACGGGAUCCGGGUGAUGAGCAUGACCCACACGGGAGAGCCAGGAUUCAUGCUUUAUAUCCCUAUAGAGUAUGCCCUGCAUGUAUACAAUGAAGUGAUGAGUGUUGGGCAGAAAUACGGAAUCCGGAAUGCUGGGUAUUAUGCUCUUCGUAGUCUCCGAAUUGAGAAGUUUUUUGCCUUCUGGGGUCAGGAUUUAAAUACCCUCACCACACCGCUGGAAUGUGGACGAGAGUCUUGGGUGAAAUUAGAGAAGGGGAUGGAUUUCAUUGGGCGAGAUGCCCUGCUGCAGCAGAAGCAGAAUGGGGUGUAUAAACGCUUCACCAUGUUCAUCCUGGAUGACCACGACACAGACCUGGACCUCUGGCCUUGGUGGGGAGAGCCCAUUUACCGAAAUGGGCAGUAUGUUGGCAAGACCACCAGCAGUGCCUACAGCUACACCCUGGAGCGCCAUGUUUGCCUGGGCUUCGUGCACAAUUUCUCCGAGGACACUGGGGAAGAGCAGGUGGUGACAGCAGAUUUCAUCAACCGGGGAGAGUAUGAGAUUGACAUCGCGGGUCACCGGUUCCAGGCCAAGGCUAAGCUCUACCCGGUUACCUCCCUCUUCACCCAUAAGCGCCGAAAGGAUGACGUGGAGCUAAGUGACUUGCACGGAAAGUAAUGCCAGGCAGUCUUGUCUCCUCCCAUUUUUCUCACCAUCUUAGGAGCUUCUCUGCUCUUUCUGAGCCCAACACUCUUCUUGAUUUAACCUGUGCCUCCCAUCUCUUAUCGCCUUGAUAUAAUUUUAAACUUUUCCUACUUUUAAACUUUUUGCUUUGCAGCUUCUCUUGUCCUUCCAUCUUCUCCUCCUCCCUUUUGCAGUUCCCCAUCUCCUGCUCCUCACUCUGGGCUGUUCUUCCCAUCCCUCCACCCCUCUCAGAUUCCCAUGGUGACAAGAAGCAUGUCUGACAGGCAGGACAGGAGCAAACUCCAGUUGUGGAAGUGGGUUACUGUGACAGUCUGAUUUCAAAUGCUGUGUCUUGAAUAAGGGAAGCUGGUGGUAUGCAGGCCUCAGGGCAAGAGUCCAGCUCCGUGGGGCUAAGUUUUCGCAGAGUAACCUGUUCAUUUGGGUGGGUUGCUGUAUGUUUGAUACAACUCUUGUGUAACAGCUUGUGCCUUUUAGCUAGGCAGAUCAUUCUCCUGUUCCAUUGUGCUGUGGAUUGGCACCCUGAUACCUCUACAAGAGGAUGACCAUCUACCUCACUGAGAGGCAUUGUAUGGAUAUUAUCUGGUCUGCAGCAGAGAUAAAUAGUUAACCUGGCACCAUCCCCAGCCUCCCUACAGAACUAGUUAUCAGACUGUUGGGCCAGGGCCACUUGCCUAUAAUUUUCUUCAUCUCUUGCUAAUCUCUAUAACUGAGGGGUUUGGUGUGUGUGUUUGUUUGGCUGAGUAGACAAGUAAGCCAUAGUGUUUGAAAGGAAAAAACCAUGUUGUUGAUUUUGUGUUGCUUUUCCCAGCUGAAACGGUCUGACCUCAGGAAGUACACCACCACUGAUGCUGAGUUUUCUACUACUAAAAGAGUGCUGCUGUUCUUUCAGCUACUCACAGUUCAGUCAUCCCAUCUUGGAUUUUCGUCUUCUCCACUGCGUUUGACUUUAUCAGUUCAGCCUCACUUAUGCCUCCUGCAAUAGGCCCCCUAGCUCAGCAACACAUUUCUUUCCCUUUACAACAGGGAGGAGAAGGCAGGGAGUGCCAUCCUUGUUGAGUAAUUUAAGUUUGCUGGUCAUGCGGAGGUUGAGAGAGCUACUGGGAUCCCAAGUUUUGCUUCCUCUGGCACGGAACAGACAGAUCCACACAGAGAAGACCCACGCAGUCCCAGUGGGAGUUCUGAGUAUGGAGUGCGUACGUUACAUGAGCCUAGAAGACUGCUUUCCAUCUUUUCCUUCCAGGCUCUUUUUUUCCCCCAUCCAGCCAUCUCUCCAUAUCCUCUGGAAUAGAAAAUGACUUGGGGUACCCCAAGAGGGCCCUGCAGACUUGUAAAUGGUGUUUCUGUUUUCUAAGGGUGAAACCUGGAUAUCACAGACUGUGCUAUCAUCUCAUCACUCCAUUUUCCCUUGCAUAAUAACUGCGCUACUCUUUUUUUUUUUAAGUGCAAAGUGCUGUUAGAGAAGUUCAACUAUAGCCUUUGUUGUCUUGGUACCUUGGAAGCAUUAGCUCUGAUGGUCUAUAAGUAUAUUAAGAGGAUCCUUUCAUUUUAUUAGAGCAGCUUAAAAUUUUGUCUGCUCUGGCAUUUCUUUGGGAUCUCUGUUGACCUGCUUAAUCAGACUGGUUCCUUCUAGACAUUUCUUGCCAUUUCCCCAGCCAGAAUACUCCUCCUUGAUUACUGACUUUAAGACCUAAAAAGGGGGGACACUAGUUGAUUUAGUAAUGGAGCAGCAUGUGAUUAGAAUUCUGUUUGGGGGCCUUGCUGUUUUGGUGCCAAUGUGUAUUUAACUAGCUGAGAGAUGCUGUUCGUAGGCAAAGAAGAGAAAGGAGGAGAGGUGUUGCCCAGCUGGAGAACAGAGCAGUGAACAGCAGCUGUGAAGGACUUGGGACAGUAGGAAAAGGGCAUUUGGCCAAUGCAGGUGUUACCAGAAGUGAUCUGACUGACCCGAGAAGAUGGAAACAGAUGAUAUAGAGCUAAAGGUAUCCCAUGCUCUGCACCACUCCAAAGCCGUCUUUAUAAAUGAAAAAUUAUUUGGGAUUGAAUCCAAAAGAAAUUCUAUAUUUAUGCAUCAAUUACAUCUUGUCCAUAAAUAGGAGUCACAUUCCCAAGACACUGCUAAGAUGUUAAUCUUCUGGGGCAUCACUUGUUUGUUGAGUGCCCUGAAACAUACAUAUUUACCUUUUGGCACUUUAAAAUUCAUCCUUGAAGUCUCUUUUGGUUCAUUCCAAUAUAGUCAGUGUGGAUCUGGUAGUUUUCUGUAUUUGGUCCUAAAUCUGAAGGAGGUGACUCUUUCCUGCCUCUCGCAUAAUUGACAAUCAAGACACCCUCAUUUCUGUGUCAUUUCCAUCUCUUGGACAGUGUUUGCCUUGUGUGACAACUUACCUCUCCCUAGAGAUUCAGGGGAUUCUGGAUUCUUGUGAAUGGGUAGCUGAACUUUUCGUUUUAGGUGGUUGGUACUUUUUUCUCUCUGAAAUGAUCCGUCAUCACCUCUUGGGGGAGAGGCUCUGUACUCUUCUCUUCUAUCUGGUCAGCAUAUUCAAUUGAAGAAUCUUUUUGAACCUAGAAACACACAGUGUGUUGGCCUCAAGCAAAUGAAGACCCAGGGUUGUUAAGUCUCCUGUGGGCCUUCUCCUCCCUUGACGUUAUGUUCUAAGCUCCUAGUUACUCAUGCCACAUGUAAAUCCUGUGUCUUGGCACUGCCACGGUCAUUUGACUUACAUUGAGGCUUGCAUCAGAAAGAUUUCCUGUCUGUGAUAAUGGCACUGAGAAUUCAGAAAGUCUUAAGAGCAAAAAGGGACAAGAAGUAGCUGCUUGGGUGGCCUGUUUGAUGUCCUUUAACUUGUGUUGCAGUCACAUAGCACCACAUGGGCAAGACGUGCUCCAGGAGAGAGAACUGAACAAUUCCCACUGCAUUCCUAAUGCUCUUCUGUGGAGUCCCUGUACCCCCAACUGUGGGAGGUGGUUACCCUCAGUUUCACUUUGGCCCAAAAAAUCCCAUUUCUGUAGGAAUAGAGUCCAGUUAUUUUGAUUCUCAUCAGGAGGCAUGCUGUCCCUGCAUUCCAUCUCCUUGUACAGACCAAGAGUUUUACCUUCUUCCCUGGGCUUUUGUUUCUAAGAAAGUAACUAAUACAUGAAAAAUAACUUUUAGCUUUCUCUAUUACCCUGCCUUUGCAUGCACUUGAAAUGUUAACCCCUCCCUACCACCACCAUAUAUGUGGCAGGAAUGACAGCUUUCUAAAAGUGGCUUUGCUUCACUGAAGAGAUGACCCACUGCCUUGAUUCCUGGCUCUGUUUAUCCUGUGGCUUAUGGACACAUUUACUGGUGUUUGAGUCAGUGUUCAUUCUUUGAGAACCUGAGGCAGAUAAAGGGGACUCUUCCAUGACCUAUAGGCUUGGUUCUGACCCUCACAAGGCUGUGUCCUGGUAGAACAAUUGCACUGGCUUGCUUUCAGGGGUUAGCUACAAGGUUCAUUUUUAAUCUCUUUGUUGC
Molecule: messenger RNA, 5863 nt
Organism: Ceratotherium simum simum (southern white rhinoceros)
Lineage: Eukaryota; Metazoa; Chordata; Mammalia; Perissodactyla; Rhinocerotidae
Source: RefSeq, a predicted model, not a curated record